Molecule: messenger RNA, 3870 nt
Organism: Bacillus rossius redtenbacheri
Lineage: Eukaryota; Metazoa; Arthropoda; Insecta; Phasmatodea; Bacillidae
Gene: Ube3a
Product: ubiquitin-protein ligase E3A
Exons: 12
Coding region: 186-2921 (911 amino acids)
Biological process (GO): protein polyubiquitination; ubiquitin-dependent protein catabolic process
Molecular function (GO): ubiquitin protein ligase activity
Source: RefSeq, a predicted model, not a curated record
AGGCACAACAUAUCGAUCAUACAUUUUUAAGGUUUGCAUUGCUACUAAAUUGGUAUUUGUUUGUGACGUACUGAUGAAAAUUAGUACGCAAUUUGUUUGUUUUACAUUAUUUAGUCGUUAUUUGUAGCAUAAAAGGAAGAUAUUAAGAAUAAAUUAUUUUGGUGCUGCAUAAGUAUAGAUAUUCUAUGAACUCAAAAAAUCAGAAACUAGAAACAGGCGACGGUGAAGCCUCAAGCGCUUCGGCUGGUUUAGAUUUGCCACCUAGACAGCUGUCUUCGCCCUCCACAAGUUACUGCGCAGACGGCGAUACAAUGAAGCGUGCCUCUGCCAAGAAGCUGAUUGAACGAUAUUUUUAUCAGCUGGUUGAUGGAUGUGGAAAUGAGAAUUGUGAUAAUGAGUACUGUGCUUCAAGUGGAAAGCUGAAACAGCUGACGCGCAACCAGGCGGCCGCCCAGGCCAUCCAGCUGUUCUCGAAGGACGCGAGACUGUGCGACGCCCAGCCGACGAAGGUGGCGAGGACUCAGUCGAGCAACUCUGUGACGAAGAACAGCGCCUCAGGGGACGACGGCAGCCUGAGGUUGCAGCCCGCGGCGACGGACCAGCCCGCGGUGCUGAGGAAGACGGAUCAGCCGGACAACCAGUGCGCCGCGCAGACCGCCACGAAAGACAAGCCGGUCCCGUUCCUGACGGAGGAGAGGCUGCUGGGCGUCCUGGAGACGUGCCGGCGCGAGGACUCGUACUCGCUCCUGAUCCGGACGCUGGGCGAGGUGUACUCGAGCGUGGAGAGCCUGAGCCGCAGCUUCCCGAGGGCCGGCCCCGAGUCCCCGCUGGACGCGCUGCUGGACCGGGCGCCGUGCGACCUGCACCGCCUCAAGAAGGAGGACGUGCGCACCUUGGAGGGGGAGCCCGACAAGGACGAGGACAGCAAGGAGCAGGGGGCGGGGGCCUGCUCCGUGGCGAGGGGCAGUCCCGACGAGCUGCCCGUCAGCAUCCCGAGCCUGCGCAGGGCGUACCACGCCCUCUUCCAGGUCCCCGGGCACGUCUUCGAGAGCGCGCUGGUGAACGCGCUCACCACGCUGGCCGGCGACAUGGACCUGGCGCUGCGCGUGUACCGCGAGGGCGCGGCUGACGUGGUGGCGGCCCUGGUGGUGGUCGCGGAGAUCCCCGUCCUCGGCACCUCGGAGUACCUGGAGCGCGCGCUGCCCUACCUGUGCAAGUCGGCGGCCCACCUGCCGCUGGGGGCGCAGGCGCGGCUGGCGCGGCUGUGGGCGCGGCACAGUCGGCCCCGGCUCCAGGGGCUGCUGGAGGCCCUGCAGCAGCUCGUCACGCUCAGGGUCAUCUCGGGCCGGUUCACCCGCGAGUACUGCCUGCAGGACGAGGAGGGCAUCACCGCCCCCACCAAGCUCAUGAAGAUCCUGUACUACGCCAACAUCCUGGCCGGGGAGCUGGACCCCCCGGAGCUGCGCCACGAGGACACCGCCGCCGCCCCCUUGGACGACACCCUCCUCAGUGACCUGGCGGUCAAGUCCCCCCGCCCCCCGCCUCCCGAGGACCCCCUGGCCGCGGAGCUGGGGGUGAGCGUGCUGGACUCGCGCCGGCCCCUCUUCCACUUCGCCGAGUUCUACAACGAGCCGCUGAGCGACGCCAUCGAGAUGGACAAGGACUUUGCCUGCUACAAGAGCGGGGAGAGCCUGUCCCACCUGGCCGACCGCAAGUUCAGCUUCAUGAACUACGCCUUCGUGCUGACGCCGGCCACCAAGACGCUGGGGCUGUACUACGACAACCGCAUCCGCAUGUACAGCGAGCGGCGCAUGUCCUUCUUCAACACGGUGGUGGGCCAGCCGACCAAUCCCUACCUGCGGCUCAAGGUGCGGCGGGACCACAUCAUCGAGGACGCCCUCGUGGAGCUGGAGAUGGUUGCCAUGGAGAACCCGAAGGACUUGAAGAAGCAGUUGGUGGUGGAGUUCGACGGCGAGCAGGGCAUCGACGAAGGAGGGGUGUCCAAAGAGUUCUUCCAGCUAAUUGUGGAAGAGAUCUUCAACCCAGACUAUGGGAUGUUCACGGUCCAGGAGGAGAUGCAGACGGUGUGGUUCAACCCCACGUCGUUCGAGAGCAACGCCCAGUUCACGCUGAUCGGCAUCGUCAUCGGGCUCGCCAUCUACAACAACAUCAUCCUGGACAUACACUUCCCCAUGGUCGUGUACAAGAAGCUGCUGGGCAAGCAGGGCACCUUCUGGGACCUGGAGGACUUCAACCAGGCCUUGUUCACAGGCCUAAAGGCCAUGUUGGACUACGAGCAAGAUGACAUGGAAGACACCUUCAUGCAGACGUUCCGCAUUUGCUGCAACGACGUGUUCGGGUCAACUUUUUUCCACGACCUGAAGGAAGGCGGAGACCAUGUUUAUGUUACGCAGGACAACAAGAAGGAGUUUGUGGACCUGUACGCAGACUUCUUGAUAAACACGUCUGUGGACAAGCAGUUCCGGGCGUUCCGCCGGGGCUUCCAGAUGGUCACUGACGAGUCUCCGCUGCACCUGCUCUUCAGGCCGGAGGAGGUGGAGCAGCUGGUCUGCGGCAGCAAGAACUUCGACUUCAACGAGCUGGAGGAGGCGACGGAGUACGACGGCGGCUACGCGUCGGACAGCCAGGUGAUCCGCUUCUUCUGGGACAUCGUGCACAAGAUGGCGCUGGAGAGCAAGCGCAAGCUGCUGCAGUUUGCGACGGGCAGCGACCGCGUGCCGGUGGGCGGCCUCAGCAAGCUCAAGCUCAUCAUCGCCAGGAACGGCCCCGACUCGGACAGGUUACCCACGGCGCACACAUGCUUCAACGUGCUGCUGCUGCCAGAGUACGACAGCAGAGAGAAGCUCCACGACAGGCUAAUGAAGGCCAUCAACUACUCCAAGGGCUUCGGGAUGUUGUAGUGCCGUGCCUGCCGUCGUUAUUUAUUUGACGUUCUCGUCGUGGAAACUGAACACACUAAACUGUGAUCAUCCAGUAAAUGGUGUUUUGCUCCAAGGAAAUGGGAGGUUUGCGACUUUGUCAUCCCGGCGUCCACCGUUUGUCGAAAAUGAAGUGUUGUUUGGGGGGGGGGGGGGGGGAUGCGGCUCAUAUCAUUAUUUUUUUGUUGAGAGUUUUGCGAUACCAUUUGCAGUUUUGUGUCUCGGAAUUCGGAUCGCCCUCUUGCCGAAGUAAGAAAUGAAUGGUUGUUUCAGUGAGGAAUCGACUGUCGAACACUUGACUAUGUGGCAAGCAGCUGUAGAUACGUGUAGGUCAGUGGCGUUGAUUGUGAGGUCAUGCCGUGGACGGAGUUGUAGGUUUUUUUACCGCGCGCCUGAAGGUAGCAGCUGUUUGGUGCGCCCGCUGGAAUGUGGUGUGUAUUACUGUAAAAUUGUAAGUAAAACAAUAGGUUUAAGACAAUCUAUAAAAAAAAAGUUAAAAAGUGCAUGAAGCAUUUUUUUUAAAAAUGAUUUUGUUGGAAGAUAAACUGUAGUUAUGCUGGAGUGAAGUGAUUUUAAGCUGUGAGAAUGAUAUUUUCCAAACACAUUAAUUAGACUUUUUUUUUUUUCAAGAUUGCGUGUGUUUUGAACCAAGGAAUGCCAACAUUGCGAUGGUCAUUGUGUUAACAAAGAAAAAUAAUGCAACAGUGAAGUAAAGGUUAAAAAAUACUAUUUUAAUCUCUCAAUUCGAACAGUUCCCAAAGAGAUGCGCUCUUGUCUGUAAAUUGAAAGCUGCUGUAAUUUCCUCGUGGUUUUGUACUGUAGAGCGUGCUUUUGAAGUGUUUCUGGUGCAGACUUACUUUUCUUGUCAGUUAGCAUUAUGUUUUGAAGAGUUUCCUGUAAUUUGUUUAUAAAAAAUUGAGUUUGCAUACAA